Messenger RNA from Carassius auratus (goldfish), 2886 nucleotides. Its product is annotated as ATP-dependent Clp protease ATP-binding subunit clpX-like, mitochondrial. NCBI's taxonomy places the organism in Eukaryota, Metazoa, Chordata, Actinopteri, Cypriniformes, Cyprinidae. The record is from RefSeq and is a predicted model, not a curated record. The coding region runs from base 475 to 2316 and encodes 613 amino acids. Gene Ontology annotation, molecular function: zinc ion binding; ATP binding; protein dimerization activity. The transcript is spliced from 15 exons. Gene Ontology annotation, cellular component: mitochondrial matrix.
CGUCCCGCUGACCUACUUUAUGACAGCAGAGAUCCCUUUAUUGAUUUUAUUUGAUUAUUAUUAUUGAUUAUUAUAUUGUGUGUAUCGUGAUAUAGAUCCUCAGGUCACACUCCAGAUCAGUGGGUGGCGGUACUGCACCUCGAAGCUGUUUGCCAACCGCCAGUAAACACAGAAGAAGAAGAAGAAGAAGAAGAAGAAGAAGAAGACGCUGAUGUUGACAGCAGAGGUUAUAUCAGCCGAUCAACGAUAAACGUCUUUAACAUCGCUCCCGAGAGCAGCGGACACUGACCCUGGCACGAUCCCGUAAACCUCGCUCUGAUCGCGCUCGGAUCCCGCCGGUUACCGGAAGACAGAUCUGCUCGAGAGGGAACUCGGACACACGCCAGUGAGUGACGUCACUCACAGCAGCAGCGCGUGCACUCAUUCUCAUUUCAUCUGGGAGCACUUUACAAAUUUAUUGAUCUGGUUUUCAGUAUGUCCUGCUCGUGCGGAGCUGCAGUGAGGGUGAUUAUAAAGUCUGUCCAUAGAGGUGUUUCUCGCUCGCGUCUUCAGCUCUUCAGACACACUAGAGCGGUCCGUCCUCCUGCACUGGUGCUGGUGAGGGCGUUCUCUCACACUGCGCUGUGUUCGGCGUCUAAAGACGAAGGUGGAAAGAAGGGUGUAGGUGAGGCGGGCGGGAAGCGGGCGUCCGGCGCCGGAGGCUCAGGGAAAGGUGGCAGUCAGCUCAGAUGUCCCAAAUGUGGAGAUGUGUGUACACACGUGGAGACUUUUGUGUCCUCCACACGGUUUGUGAAAUGUGAGAAGUGCCAUCAUUUCUUCGUGGUUCUGUCUGAGACGGACUCUAAGAAGGGUUUGAACAAGGAAACGGAGAGCUCGGAGCAUAGUAAAUCUGCUUUAGCUCAGAAACCCCCUCCACCUCCUAAAAAGAUUUAUGCCUACCUCGACAAAUAUGUUGUGGGCCAGUCAUACGCCAAGAAAGUGUUGGCCGUGGCCGUCUAUAAUCAUUACAAACGGAUCUACAACAACCUCCCGGCUGCAGGACGACAGCAAGCGGAAACAGACAAACAGAGCUCCCUCUCUCCCAGAGAGUUAGACAUCAGAAGACGUGAAGAUGAAUACAAGUUUACAAAGCUGCUUCAGAUCGCUGGCAUCGGUCCCCAUCGCAACGCUCUGGGUGCGUCUGUCCAGCAGCAGACCAAUCAGCAAGCUCCUCAAGACAAAAGGGGCAGGGACCUGCUUGACUCCGCCCACACUGAUAUUAAGCUGGAAAAGAGCAACAUUGUGUUGCUGGGACCUACUGGAUCAGGUAAAACCCUGCUAGCCCAGACUCUGGCUAAAUGCUUGGAUGUUCCCUUCGCCAUCUGUGAUUGUACGACCCUGACCCAGGCGGGAUAUGUAGGCGAGGACAUCGAGUCUGUUAUUGCCAAACUUCUGCAGGACGCCAACUAUUCAGUCGAGAAAGCCCAGCAAGGCAUAGUGUUUCUGGAUGAGGUGGAUAAGAUUGGCAGUGUGCCUGGAAUUCAUCAGCUGAGAGAUGUCGGGGGCGAAGGAGUUCAGCAGGGUUUGCUGAAAUUGCUUGAGGGGACAAUCAUUAAUGUUCCAGAGAAGAACAGCAGGAAGUUGAGAGGAGAGACCGUGCAAGUCGAUACAACCAACAUUUUGUUUGUGGCUUCGGGUGCCUUCAACGGGCUGGACAGGAUCAUCAGCCGUAGGAAAAAUGAAAAGUAUCUUGGUUUUGGGACGCCCUCUAACCUGGGAAAAGGGCGUCGAGCUGCAGCAGCUGCAGAUCUGGCCAAUAGCUCAGGGAAUGAAGUGGAUGCAAUGGCAGAGAUUGAAGAAAAGGACCGGCUCCUGCGGAACGUUGAAGCACGGGACCUCAUCGAGUUCGGCAUGAUCCCAGAGUUUGUAGGCCGUCUGCCUGUGGUGGUGCCACUGCACAGUCUGGACGAGGAGAUGUUGGUGCAGAUCCUUACAGAGCCUCGUAAUGCAGUGGUCCCUCAGUAUCAGGCCCUCUUCAGUAUGGAUAAAUGUGAGCUGAAUGUAACUCCAGAUGCAUUAAGGGCGAUCGCCCGUUUUGCUCUGGAACGGAAGACAGGAGCCAGGGGUCUCCGCUCCAUCAUGGAGAAGCUCUUGCUGGAUCCCAUGUUUGAGGUGCCUCAGUCUGACAUCAUUGCAGUGGAACUGACUAAAGAGGUGGUCCAGGGCAAGUGUGGACCACGCUACGUUAGAGCUCGUCCCAAAGAACCCGAGGAAGAGUUGGACUCGGCCUCUGAGGAAGACAGCUGGCCCAGACACGCCGACGCCGCCAACAGCUGAACGUGAAGCUGCUGAGUGCACAUCGUGUCAUUAUUCCCAAAGCCAUCCUUCCAGCUGGACCUAAACCAAGAGCGGUGUUUCUAGAUUUUUAAACCACGGCACAAUCAACAACAGUUGGAAUAUGUAUUACAUUAAAUAUGGUGCAUUUAAUAACCUCAUGCAGAUAUUAAAGUGUCAUUUGCACUAAUCGAUCUUAUUUUCAAUCUCUGGUGAUUGAUGAUAUUUGUAUCUGUCGAAAGAUAAUUAUUCUAUACUUAUAAAGACGCUGGUGGGUGACUUGUUGCUCGUUGUCGGUGUGCGAACAUAAUAAGGGAAGCGAACGGAUUAUGUUGAAUUUUUAAUAUUCCUGGUGCAUGAUACACCUGACAUGUCCUUUUUCAGCAGGACACCGCACAUGUGAUAUCUUCUUAUGCCUCUGUUUAACCAUGAUGAUCAUUUCUACAGCACAAGCCUCUAUUACAUACGUCCAGUUUUUAAGUUGAACUGUUUUCUCAGACAGUUACUGUUUUACUGUUAACUUAAGAACUGAACAAACAAUGUGAUAAUAAAUUUGACAAAAGUUGCACACAC